UCAGCGGGGUGGCGGAAGCCAGCGGAUUCAGGAGGCAGUUGGGAGAAUGCGCAGGGCCGGCCCCGGGCGGUUUGGGAUCAGUGCCUGGAAGGACAGGAUUUGGUGGCGGCCGAGUCUGAGGCCGGCUCCACCGCACCGCCCCUGGCACCCAGGCUUCCCGAGUAACACACCCCUUCUGGGCUCCGGAGAAAAAAGUCAGCGGGGUGUGUGGCAAGGGCCCGUCCCCCCUCUGCUCCUGACUGUCAUCCAAGCCUGCUCAGAAUUGGGGACGAUGGCCUCAAAUUCAGAGGGUUGGUAGGGUUUGUCCUGAGGGUCCGGCUGUGAGCCAGAGGCCUUAGAGCCCUCAGCGGGGCCCAGCGCCCAGCCAUGCCCUCACGAGGCCUGAAACAAGGGGCCGGAGGGAGGUUGUCUUUUAUUUUUCUUAGUUGCUUUUGUUUAUUUAUUGUUAAUUUUUAAAUGUUUAUUUUUGAGGGAGACACAGACAGAGCAUGAGUGGGGGAGGGGCAGAGAGAGAGGGAGACAGACUCGGAAGGAGGCUCCAGGCUCCCAGCGGUCAGCACAGAGCCCGACGCGGGGCUCGAACUCACGAACUGCCAGAUCAUGACCCGAGCCGAAGUCAGAGGCUCAACCGACUGAGCCCCCCAGGCACCCCGAUGAUUUUGUUUUUAGAAAUCAUCUUUCAUUGACCGAGUUUGCCUUUUUAUUUUUUAAAAGUAAUCUCUAUACCCAACAUGGGGCUUGAACUCACAACGCCAAGACCAGGAUUCGCAUGUUCUACUGCCUGAACCAGCCAGGCGCCCCAGAAGGUUGCCCUUUGAAAGUGGGAGGAGGGCCCUGAGCUCAGGAAGGGGAAUUUGGGAGAUGGGGGGUAGGGCAGCCCGAGAUUGUCUUGCUGUGUCUGAUGUCUGUAGCGUAGAGCCAGCUCGGAGCAGGCACUCCCAGCUGUGCCCCGUGGCAUUGCCACCGUGUUCCCUCUACCCUUGCCAAGGAUCUGGACCCGUGGCCCUGAGGCUGUACACAUCCAGUCCUACAUCUGACCCUCUGUUUUCACUGCUGCUCUGAGGCUCCUGGGUGAGGGACCAGCUCCCAGCCCUGCCCGUCCUGAUGCAGGGCCUGUGGCAGAUCAGACGUAAAUAAGUGAAAUUGAAUAAAUUACCAGUUUGGUGCAGCUGACAAAGGUCGCUACACUGAAACCUCUUACAGUACAGUGAGUGAUGACCCUGAGGGAGGAGCCACAUCCGAUAUUUUGAUAUCAUUCAUUUGAUAUUGAGUGCUUUUUAUGUGCAAGGUAGCCUUGAAAUACACUCAUGAAAAUCUCUGAGGUGCCAUCCUUCCCUCAUGGAGCUUCCCAUCUAGAGAUGCGGGUGAAACACUACCUCUCCCACACACAGUGUAACCAGAUUUGAGGUAUUUACCAACAGAGUUUGCUGUAUUUCCAAAAGUAGGAUUUAUGCUAAUAAAUAUUUAAGUCUGCAACUGUCCCACUGAAUCAUCUUUACCUGAAACUCUCAACUUGCAGGGUGCUCAAAAAUUGCUAAAUUUACAUGUUUUGGGGAAGUGAAAGUUAAAAAUUACAACCUAACUAUAUCAUUCAAAACUGUAAAAGGACUUUUGGAAACAUGUUUUUUACAGGUUUGAUCUGUACUGACUUAUGUAUCACUGUUAAAAUAGAAACUUUACCCAAAGACUGAAUAAAAAAUCUGAGGCUUUCCUAGACGAUUUUUUAAAAUCUUGGCACUUUUCAUGGUUUUUUCAGUUAUUUAAUUUAUGCAUUCAAGUUAUGUUUUCUGAAAUGUAGGUAAAAGAAUGGCCAACUCCUUUGCAUCAAAGACCUUCACGGCACUUGCAGAUCUGUAUCCAAAUAUGGCUAACCUGAGAAUAAUUGGUAUAGUUAUUGGGAAAACAGAUGUCAAAGGCUUUCCAGACAGAAAAAGCUGAGUUCUGGUUGACUCUUUGCUUCAUUUUUCAUCAAGUGUGGCUUAUGACUGCAACAAAGUAUAUUUAAGUUAUUGAACCUUUCAUGCCCAUUGAACUCCUUGAGGGCAAUGGCCAUGCUCUCUAUUGUAUGAUGUUGGAUCAGAGAGGUACACUUUCAGUUUUACCAUCCGGGACUCACCAGCCCAUUUUGUAAAUGCAGCGUCCUGGGGCAGCGAAGGCUACAUCAGAUCUCUUUCUGACAGCUUUAGGAUUGGAGAGUGUGGGAUCCUCAUGGAGUGGUUGCGUGAGGAAUUCGCAAAACAGCACAGAGAGGUCUCAUGUAGACCGUAAUGAGGAAACAGAAGCCCUAAAAUUGAUCAUUGAAAAUCCUCUCAUCCAACGAAAGGAAUUAGAAAGAGAAGAAAAAUUCAGCCCGGCAACUCCUGGCAACUGUAAACUAUUGCUCAGUGAGAAUCAUUCCACCGUAAAAGUUUGUUCCAGUUAUGAAGUGGACACCAAGCUCCUUGCUCUGAUAUACUUACCUAUUAAAGAGUCUCGUGAUUACUAUUCACUGGGUGAUAUUGUUGCAAAUGGACACAGUCUGGAUGGAAAGAUUAUUAACGUGCUUGCAGCUGUGAGGUCGGUUGGAGAACCAAAAUGCUUUACAACUUCAGACCGAAGAAAAGGCCAGAGGUGUGAGGUGAAACUCUAUGAUGAGACGGAGUCUUCUUUUACAAUGAUAUGUUGGGAUAAUGAAUCUAUUCUAGUUGCACAGAGCUGGAUGCCACGAGAAACAGUAAUAUUUGCCUCAGAUGUAAGAAUAAGUUUUGACAAAUUUCGGAACUGCAUGACAGCAACAGUAAUCUCAAAAACCAUUAUUACAACUAAUCCAGAUACACCAGAAGCUAACAUCCUGUUGAAUUUUAUAAGAGAGAAUAAAGAAACAAAUCCUCUGGAUGGUGAAAUCGACAGUUAUCUGAAAGAUUCCAUAAAUUUAAAUGCAAUAGUUGAUGUCUAUACAGUUGAACAAUUAAAGGUAAAAGCUUUGAAGAAUGAAGGGAAAGCUGACCCUUUCUACGGGAUUCUUUAUGCUCAUAUCUCUACGCUGAACAUUGAUGGUGCAACCACAGCUGUCGUUCGACGCCGAUGCUCGGGCUGUGGAUACGUUAUGAAGGAAGCAUCCGGCCCCUGCAUUGCUUGCCACCGAGAUUCUUUGGAACUUAAAUCUGCUUUUCGCAGCUUCCACUUGCUGAUUGAUGUCACUGACCACACAGGCACCCUCCAUGCCUGCAGCCUCACGGGAGGUGUUGCAGAGGAGACUUUAGGCUGCACGGUGAAUGAGUUUCUUACAAUGACGGAUGAACAGAAAACAGCGCUGAAGUGGCAAUUUCUUCUGGAGAGAAGCAAACUUUACUUAAAAUUCUUUUUAUCACAUAGAGCAAGGGGUGGACUGAGAGUUAGCGUGCUCUCGUGUAAGCUUGCAGACCCUACUGAGGCAAGCAAGAACUUGUCUGGACAAGGAAAUACUUAAAACAGGGUAUUUUAAACUCUGAACAAGGAUAUGAGCUUCGACUCCCUGGAAAGUGGAAAACGAGUUUGAAGAUUAUGGAUGAAAUUGUAUUUUGUUCAAAUGUGGUAAAAAUGUUUCUAUAAAUUGUUAUUAUGUUACCUUCUGGAGUUGGUCGAGAGGGGUGAAUCUUAAAAUCUCUCAUACAACCCAGCUCCUUUGUCAGAAGUCCUUUUCUUCCAGCUUUGCCCAAGUUGGAAAACGUUUGCAUGAAUUAAUAAACAAGUUUAAUCUUCCCCACA
This is a messenger RNA of Neofelis nebulosa (Clouded leopard), 3726 nucleotides long. RefSeq names its product meiosis specific with OB-fold (gene MEIOB). Gene Ontology annotation, molecular function: single-stranded DNA 3'-5' DNA exonuclease activity; single-stranded DNA binding. Gene Ontology annotation, biological process: resolution of meiotic recombination intermediates. Lineage: Eukaryota; Metazoa; Chordata; Mammalia; Carnivora; Felidae. Bases 2132 to 3448 code for a protein of 438 amino acids. The record is from RefSeq and is a predicted model, not a curated record. The transcript has 14 exons.